Molecule: messenger RNA, 3558 nt
Organism: Symphalangus syndactylus (siamang)
Lineage: Eukaryota; Metazoa; Chordata; Mammalia; Primates; Hylobatidae
Gene: KCNQ2
Product: potassium voltage-gated channel subfamily Q member 2
Biological process (GO): potassium ion transmembrane transport
Cellular component (GO): membrane; voltage-gated potassium channel complex
Molecular function (GO): voltage-gated potassium channel activity
Source: RefSeq, a predicted model, not a curated record
GGCGUCGCGGGGGUUAACGCGGGGCGGGGCGAGGCGGCGGGCGGAGCCGGCGCGGCCGCGGGCCAGGCGCCGAGGUGCGCGCGGAGCGAGGUGGCUGCAGCGUCUCCGCGCGCGGCCCAAGCCCGGCAGAAGCGCGGAACCGCCGCCUCGGCCAUGCGGCUCCCGGCCGGGGGGCCUGGGCUGGGGCCCGCGCCACCCCCCGCGCGCCGCCCCCGCUGAGCCUGCGCCCGGUCCGGGGCGCCUCCCGCCCGGCACCAUGGUGCAGAAGUCGCGCAACGGCGGCGUGUACCCCGGCCCAAGCGGAGAGAAGAAGCUGAAGGUGGGCUUCGUGGGGCUGGACCCCGGCGCGCCCGACUCCACCCGGGACGGGGCGCUGCUGAUCGCCGGCUCCGAGGCCCCCAAGCGCGGCAGCAUCCUCAGCAAACCUCGCGCGGGCGGCGCGGGCGCCGGGAAGCCCCCCAAGCGCAACGCCUUCUACCGCAAGCUGCAGAAUUUCCUCUACAACGUGCUGGAGCGGCCGCGCGGCUGGGCGUUCAUCUAUCACGCCUACGUGUUCCUCCUGGUUUUCUCCUGCCUCGUGCUGUCUGUGUUUUCCACCAUCAAGGAGUAUGAGAAGAGCUCGGAGGGGGCCCUCUACAUCCUGGAAAUCGUGACUAUCGUGGUGUUUGGCGUGGAGUACUUCGUGCGGAUCUGGGCCGCAGGCUGCUGCUGCCGGUACCGUGGCUGGAGGGGGCGGCUCAAGUUUGCCCGGAAGCCGUUCUGUGUGAUUGACAUCAUGGUGCUCAUCGCCUCCAUCGCGGUGCUGGCCGCCGGCUCCCAGGGCAACGUCUUUGCCACAUCUGCGCUCCGGAGCCUGCGCUUCCUGCAGAUUCUGCGGAUGAUCCGCAUGGACCGGCGGGGAGGCACCUGGAAGCUGCUGGGCUCUGUGGUCUAUGCCCACAGCAAGGAGCUGGUCACUGCCUGGUACAUUGGCUUCCUUUGUCUCAUCCUGGCCUCGUUCCUGGUGUACUUGGCAGAGAAGGGGGAGAACGACCACUUUGACACCUACGCGGAUGCACUCUGGUGGGGCCUGAUCACGCUGACCACCAUUGGCUACGGGGACAAGUACCCCCAGACCUGGAACGGCAGGCUCCUGGCGGCGACCUUCACCCUCAUCGGCGUCUCCUUCUUCGCGCUGCCUGCGGGCAUCUUGGGGUCUGGCUUUGCCCUGAAGGUUCAGGAGCAGCACAGGCAGAAGCACUUUGAGAAGAGGCGGAACCCGGCAGCAGGCCUGAUCCAGUCGGCCUGGAGAUUCUACGCCACCAACCUCUCGCGCACAGACCUGCACUCCACGUGGCAGUACUACGAGCGCACGGUCACCGUGCCCAUGUACAGUUCGCAAACUCAAACCUACGGGGCCUCCAGGCUCAUCCCCCCGCUGAACCAGCUGGAGCUGCUGAGGAACCUCAAGAGUAAAUCUGGACUCGCUUUCAGGAAGGAACCCCCGCCGGAGCCGUCUCCAAGUAAAGGCAGCCCGUGCAGAGGGCCCCUGUGUGGAUGCUGCCCCGGACGCUCUAGCCAGAAGGUCAGUUUGAAAGAUCGUGUCUUCUCCAGCCCCCGAGGCAUGGCUGCCAAGGGGAAGGGGUCCCCGCAGGCCCAGACUGUGCGGCGGUCACCCAGCGCCGACCAGAGCCUCGAGGACAGCCCCAGCAAGGUGCCCAAGAGCUGGAGCUUUGGGGACCGCAGCCGGGCACGCCAGGCUUUCCGCAUCAAGGGUGCCACGUCACGGCAGAACUCAGAAGAAGCAAGCCUCCCUGGAGAGGACAUUGUGGAUGACAAGAGUUGCCCCUGCGAGUUUGUGACCGAGGACCUGACCCCGGGCCUCAAAGUCAGCAUCAGAGCCGUGUGUGUCAUGCGGUUCCUGGUGUCCAAGCGGAAGUUCAAGGAGAGCCUGCGGCCCUACGACGUGAUGGACGUCAUCGAGCAGUACUCAGCCGGCCACCUGGACAUGCUGUCCCGAAUUAAGAGCCUGCAGUCCAGGAUAGAUAUGAUUGUGGGUCCCCCACCCCCUUCAACUCCCCGGCACAAGAAGUACCCCACCAAAGGACCCACGGCCCCUCCGAGAGAGUCACCCCAGUACUCACCUAGAGUGGACCAGAUCGUGGGGCGGGGCCCAGCAAUCACGGACAAGGACCGCACCAAGGGCCCGGCCGAGGCGGAGCUGCCCGAGGACCCCAGCAUGAUGGGACGGCUCGGGAAGGUGGAGAAGCAGGUCUUGUCCAUGGAGAAGAAGCUGGACUUCCUGGUGAAUAUCUACAUGCAGCGGAUGGGCAUCCCCCCGACAGAGACCGAGGCCUACUUUGGGGCUAAAGAGCCGGAGCCGGCGCCACCGUACCACAGCCCGGAAGACAGCCGGGAGCAUGUUGACAGGCACGGCUGCAUUGUCAAGAUUGUACGCUCCAGCAGCUCCACGGGCCAGAAGAACUUCUCGGCGCCCCCGGCUGCGCCCCCUGUCCAGUGUCCGCCCUCCACCUCCUGGCAGCCACAGAGCCACCCACGCCAGGGCCACGGCACCUCCCCCGUGGGGGACCACGGCUCCCUGGUGCGCAUCCCACCGCCGCCUGCCCACGAGCGGUCACUGUCAGCCUACGGCGGGGGCAACCGCGCCAGCAUGGAGUUCCUGCGGCAGGAGGACGCCCCGGGCUGCAGGCCCCCCGAGGGGACCCUGCGGGACAGCGACACGUCCAUCUCCAUCCCGUCCGUGGACCAUGAGGAGCUGGAGCGUUCCUUCAGCGGCUUCAGCAUCUCCCAGUCCAAGGAGAACCUGGAUGCUCUCAACAGCUGCUACGCGGCCGUGGCGCCUUGUGCCAAAGUCAGGCCCUACAUCGCGGAGGGAGAGUCAGACACGGACUCCGACCUCUGUACCCCGUGCGGGCCCCCGCCACGCUCGGCCACCGGCGAGGGUCCCUUUGGUGACGUGGGCUGGGCCGGGCCCAGGAAGUGAGGCAGUGCUGGGCCAGUGGACCCGCCCACAGCCCUCCUCCGCACGGUGCCUCUGAGGUUUUGAGGCGGGAACCCUCUGGGGCCUUUUUCUUACAGUAACUGAGUGUGGCGGGAAGGGUGGGCCCUGGAGGGGCCCAUGUGGGCUGAAGGAUGGGGGCUCCUGGCAGUGACCUUUUACAAAAGUUAUUUUCCAACAGGGGCUGGAGGGCCGGGCAGGGCCCUGUGGCUCCGGGAGCAGCGCGCGGGAGCAAGGCCGCCCUGUCUACUCUGCUCAGGGCCCCGGCAGACAUCAGCCCGGUGUGAGGAGGAGCGGGAGUGAUGACGGGGUGUUGCCAGGAUGGCGACGGGCGGGGGGUGGUCUCAGCCGAGCCCAGGGGAGGCACAAAGGGCAGGACUGUUCCGUGAGGACCUGCGGCCUUGGGGCCUGGUGGGGUUUCCGGGCAGCUACAGGCGGGUGUGGCCAGCCGCUGUGCGUGGCCUCUGCCCUCACACCUGACCUGCCCUCACACCUGACCUGCCCGGCGGACUUUCCCGUCCCCCACCUCGGGCGCCCAAAUACAGAGCUGUUGGUCGGCA